This is a messenger RNA of Drosophila kikkawai, 1140 nucleotides long. It is a transcript of the gene E(spl)mdelta-HLH, whose product is annotated as Enhancer of split mdelta, helix-loop-helix. Gene Ontology annotation, biological process: regulation of neurogenesis; regulation of transcription by RNA polymerase II; anterior/posterior pattern specification. The record is from RefSeq and is a predicted model, not a curated record. Gene Ontology annotation, molecular function: protein dimerization activity; RNA polymerase II cis-regulatory region sequence-specific DNA binding; DNA-binding transcription factor activity, RNA polymerase II-specific. NCBI's taxonomy places the organism in Eukaryota, Metazoa, Arthropoda, Insecta, Diptera, Drosophilidae. Gene Ontology annotation, cellular component: nucleus.
AGUGUCAGUUAGGGGAGGAUUUCGCAAGUGUACGACACCGGCGACGAGACGCUGGUGCAGCUACAAAAAGGAUCAGCUUACCUUGCGGCAAGAUCAUUUCUCAAGUGACUACCGUGCAGUGCGGAGCGGCAGCAGCAGCAACAGCUUUAUUUAAAAAAUUAACCAAACCGCUGAAAUAGUAAUAGACAUCAUGGCCGUGCAGGGUCAGAGAUUUAUGACCAAGACCCAACACUACCGGAAGGUGACCAAGCCUCUGCUGGAGCGCAAGAGACGUGCGCGGAUGAACCUGUAUCUGGACGAGCUAAAAGAUCUCAUUGUGGACACGAUGGAUGCGCAGGGUGAGCAGGUUAGCAAGCUGGAGAAGGCCGACAUCCUGGAGCUCACCGUCAACUAUCUGAAGGCGCAGCAGCAGCAGCGGGUGGCCAGUCCUCAGUCUCCUCCAGAAUCACAGGUUAACCUUGACAAAUUUCGGGCUGGAUACACCCAGGCCGCCUACGAAGUCUCACACAUAUUCUCCACUGUGCCCGGCUUGGACCUCAAGUUCGGCACGCACCUGAUGAAGCAGUUGGGUCACCAGCUCAAGGAUAUGAAGCAGGAGAUGGAGAUGGAUGCGGAGGAGCCCGUCAACUUGUCAGAGCGCAAGUCAGAGGAUCAACAAAAGCGCCCUUCAUCGCCCCAGGCGGAAGAACCCCCCAACGGAGAGGAUGUCUGGCGCCCCUGGUGAAGGUCCUGGUCGCAAAACUAAAUAAACCCAUUAAGAGAGCUUUACUACUCUGGAUUCAGUUGAUACUCAUUAAGAAACGAUCCAAGUUUUCCAAGGUCUAGUGUAAACAUUUGCCUCAGUAUCGUAUUUAGAUAUAUUCUAUAGGAGUUGAUAGUUGAUAUGAUGUGAUGUUCCUGUGAUAGUUCUUAAGUUCGUAUUUUGUAUUUGAUCUCCCCUAGGUUUAAGGAUUUCAUGUAUUUAAAUGAUUAUUUAUUUUGAAUUUAUUUUGAACAACAUUACAAAGAGCUUCCCCGCCGAGCUUCCACUUAGUUUUAUCAAGGAUCAAUAUUUUAUAUGCUUUACUUGCGCAUCUAUUGCCUGAAUUUAAUUAGAAUAAGAUAUGAAUACUUGAAUAAAAGAAUUUAUAUAAAACUGAA